AUGGCUGACGAGGAGAUUAACUACGAGAGCGACGCGGGAUUAGAUUCUCUUUUCUUCACCCGGCCCAAGGGCCCGAAUCCACCGCCCACGCCGUAUCUCUACGUGGCAAACUGCGGUGCUGAGGCGGAGAUGACGUAUGCAGCCCUUGCUGACGUGUUCUCCUCCUUCGGCCACGUCCGCCGCGUCGUCCCGGCCGGCGCCGCCAAUCUCACCCGCAUUUUUGUCGUUUUCGGCGGGCGCUCGCGCGCGGAGGCCUCCGCCGCGACGGAAUCUGCGCUGCAGGCGCUGAGCGGAAAGCCCUGCGCGGAAGCGGGCGGAAGGAAGAUGCACAUCCAGUUCGCCGUGGGAAAGAGAUCCGCUCCGGUGGAGCAUCCGGUGGUACACCACAAUGUCGACGCUCUUGCUAUACCGGGGCUGUUCCUGCACCUCGAUUUUGUCACACCCGAGAUGGAACAGACUCGAGACAUCGAGAAAGACAAGUGGAUCGGCCCUCUGCCCUCAGAAGUGUCGGACUUUGUUUCGCAGGCAGAGCAGCUGCCCGAGCUCACGGGCUGCCCGGAAGUUUGCAUGCCUCUGGACCAACUGACGAUCAACGAGUACGGGGCGGGAGUGGGCCUGGCCCCACACAUUGACACCCAUGCUGCAUUCAAGGGCGCCGUUCACUCCCUCUCCUUCAUCCUUCCCCCUCAUUUUCUCCCUCUCCACAGAUCAACGAGGGUGGGCCUGGCGCCCCACAUCGACACGCACGCUGCAUUCGAGGGAGCUGUUCUCUCGCUCUCCCUGGCUGGCCCUGCGAUUAUGGAGUUUAGGAGACCUGUGGGGCCUCAACCUGUGGGGAAACAGCCGCUGGGGAAAAAGAAGGUUGUUGGUGGGAGCAGCAAACAGAGUGGGAGCAAUGGGAGCAGUGAAGGGAGUGGGAGCAGCGAACAGAGUGGGAGCAAUGGAAGCAACGAACAGAGUUGGAGCAGUGGGAGCAGUGGGAGCAGUGGGAGCAGUGGGAGCAGUGGGAGCAGUGGGAACAGCAAUGGAAAGUGUGAGAGCAGUGACGGUGCCUGUUGCAGCAGUGACGACAAUUGCCACAACAGCAGCACCAAUGGGUGUUGCUCGAUGAAAGCACAAGCAGCAGCAGGAGCAGAGGCAGAGGAAGGAGCCAAGUUAAGGGGAGAGACAGGGGAGUCGGAUGAGAGGAGAGCGGAGGAGAAUCGAGAAGAGGAGAAGAGAGGGGAUGAGAAGAGGACAGAGGAGAAGAGAGCAGAGGAGAAGAGAGGUGAUGGGAAGAGGGCAGAGGAGAAGAGAGCAGAGGAGAAGAGAGGUGAUGGGAAGAGGGCAGAGGAGAAGAGAGCAGAGGAGAAGAGAGGUGAUGGGAAGAGGGCAGAGGAGAAGAGAGCAGAGGAGAAGAGAGGUGAUGGGAAGAGGGCAGAGGAGAAGAGAGCAGAGGAGAAGAGAGGUGAUGGGAAGAGGGCAGAGGAGAAGAGAGCAGAGGAGAAGAGAGGUGAUGGGAAGAGGGCAGAGGACAGGAGAGUGCUCUUCCUACCCCCUCGCUCCCUCCUCGUCCUAACAGGAGAGGCCCGAUACGCGUGGUCCCACUACAUCCCAAACCACAAGAUCGAUCACAUCAACGGCCAGGAUUUCCCGCGCGCUCCUCGCCGGGUUUCGUACACCUUCCGGAGGGUUCGGUUUGGGCCAUGCGGGUGUGCUUAUAACGAGUUCUGUGAUGGUCCUAGAACGGAAAUUUGUGCUAAUGGAACAGGGUUGACUGAUACGGACAGGGCGAUGGAAAGUGGGGGAUUAUUGAUGGAGGGAACAGGAGCAGAGGGGUUGCUGGUGAAGGAGAGGGGAAGUGAGGGGAUGAGGGAGAGAGUGGAGGGUGGUUGUUGUGGAGGGAGUGUGGUGACGCACUCACACGAAGGAGUGGCGGAGUGUGCAGAGGAGGGGGAAGAGGAGGAAAAGAAAGAGGAACAGAGAGUGGCAGGGGCACCCGAUGGGGAAUCUGUGGUGCCGAACUCACACGAAGGAGUGCAGAGGGCAGAGGAAGAGGAGGGGAAAGAGAACACCAUUCUCCCUCAAACCAUCUCUCAUGUUGAUCCGUCCAGCACCCUGGAGUCCCUUCAAACCACCCCGGCAGUGGAGAGAGACUUUGUGCACAAGGUAUACGACGACGCCAUAGCGCCUCAUUUCAGCGCCACUAAUGCUGUUGACUCACCUCAACCGUCACCGCAACCGUCACCUCAAACCACCCCGGCAGUCGAAAGAGACUUUGUGCACAAGGUGUACGACGCCAUAGCGCCGCAUUUCAGCGCGACCCGCUUUGCCCGCUGGCCCAAGGUGGCCGAGUUCCUGCUCUCCCUCCCCGCGGGCUCCCUUGUUCUUGAUGCUGGGUGUGGGAAUGGGAAGUACCUCAAUGGGGGGUUGCCCAUCCCCCCUGCCCUCCCUUCUGCUGCCUCUGUCUCUGCGUCUUCCUCUUUGUCAACACCCACUUCCUCCUCCCCGUUCCCUUCCUCCUCCUCCACUCCUUCCUCCUCCUUCUCCUCCCCUUCCUCCGCCGCCCCUCCCCGCCCACCGGCCAUUCUCAUUGGCUGCGACAUCAGCCCGCCUCUCGUCUCCAUCUGCACCCAACGGGGCUUCGAGGCCUUUGUAGCGGACACCCUCUCGCUCCCCCUCGCUUCCUCGCGCUUCGACGCGGCGAUCUCCGUGGCCGUUUUGCACCACUUGUCGUCCGAGUCCCGGCGGAAACACGCGCUAAGAGAGAUGCUUCGGGUGGUGAGGAGGGGGGGUAGGGUGCUGGUGACUGUGUGGGCGAGGGAGCAGGAGAAUCCGGGGUUGCUUGACAAGUGGACGCCGUUGAUUGGUCGGAUGGCGGAUAGGUGGGUGGGGGAUGUGGAGGCGGGUGGAGGGGAUGAGAGAGGGAGGGAGAGAAGCGGGGAGAACGAAGGGAGGUCAGGAGGAGGACUGGGAGGGAUUGAGGAGGAAAGAGAGACCAGUAACUAG
Molecule: messenger RNA, 2988 nt
Organism: Closterium sp. Naga37s-1
Lineage: Eukaryota; Viridiplantae; Streptophyta; Zygnematophyceae; Desmidiales; Closteriaceae
Source: the annotation of a GenBank genome assembly